Messenger RNA from Pogona vitticeps (central bearded dragon), 858 nucleotides. RefSeq names its product fibroblast growth factor 5 (gene FGF5). The record is from RefSeq and is a predicted model, not a curated record. Gene Ontology annotation, molecular function: growth factor activity. Lineage: Eukaryota; Metazoa; Chordata; Lepidosauria; Squamata; Agamidae.
AUGAGCUGGUCUCUCUCCUUCUGCCUCCUCUUCCUCAGCCACCUGAGCCACCUCCUCGCUUGGGCGCCCAAGGAGACGCGGCCCCCGCGAGCGCAACUUGGAGACGCGGCUCUCCCGGGUGAGAACCCCCGCAGGAGCCGCCUCGGAAGUCCCCGGAAUACCACUUCUUGGCCCUCUUCUUCUUCAUCAUCCUCUUCCUCCUCCUCCUCCUCCUCAGCCCCUUCGUCUUAUUUUUCCCCCGCUGGGGAAGUUCAAGGCAGCGGCCCCGACAGGAGCAGCUUUCCGUGGACGCCUUCCGGACGCCGGACGGGCAGCCUCUACUGCCGGGUGGGCAUCGGCUUCCACCUUCAAAUUCACCCCGAUGGGCACGUGAACGGCUCCCACCAAGGCAGUCUGUUAAGUAUUUUGGAAAUAUUUGCUGUAUCUCAGGGGAUUGUAGGAAUACGAGGAGUUUUCAGCAACAAAUUUUUAGCGAUGUCCAAAAAAGGAAAACUCCACGCAAGUGCCAAAUUUACUGAUGACUGCAAGUUCAGGGAGCGGUUUCAGGAAAACAGCUACAACACCUAUGCCUCUGCCGUUCACAGGACUGAAAGAACGAGAAGGGAAUGGUACGUGGCUUUGAACAAAAGGGGAAAAGCCAGAAGAGGAUGCAGCCCCCGAGUAAAACCCCAGCAUAUUUCCACACAUUUCCUCCCCAGGUUCAGGCAAGAGGAACCACCAGAACUAGCUUUUACUGUCGCUGUUCCAGAAAAGAAGAAACCACCUGUUGUCAUCCCAGCAAAGCCAAAGGUUUCAUUGCCCAUGUCUCGGAAAAACUCUCCUCCUGUCAAAUACAGACUCAAGUUUCGCUUUGGAUAG